Messenger RNA from Cricetulus griseus (Chinese hamster), 2058 nucleotides. NCBI's taxonomy places the organism in Eukaryota, Metazoa, Chordata, Mammalia, Rodentia, Cricetidae. The record is from RefSeq and is a predicted model, not a curated record.
AUGUCUUUCCAGAGUACCGUGAACCUGUCCCUGGACAGCCCCACCCAUGCCAUUUGUGUGCUGGGCACGGAAAUCACCUUGGACAUCAGUGGGUGUGCACCCAAGAAUUGCGAGUCCUUCACCAUCCGUGGCUCCCCCAGGGUCCUGAUCCAUAUCUCCAGCUCAGUCAUUACUGGGAAGGCGGAUGCAGUGGUCUGGCAACCAAUGACCCAGCCCACAGAGGCCCUGGUGAGAAUGGUGUCACCCAGCCCCGAUGUGGAUGAGGACAAGGUGUUGAUCUCAUUCUACAGUCCUGACAAAGAGGUUCCCACGGCCACAGCUGUGCUGUACCUCACAGGCAUUGAGAUCUCCCUGGAGGCAGACAUCUACCGAGAUGGACAGCUGGACAUGCCAAGUGACAAGCAGGCUAAGAAAAGAUGGGUGUGGGGCCCGAACGGCUGGGGAGCCAUUCUGCUGGUGAACUGUAAUCCUGCUGAAACAGAGGAUCUUGAUGACCAGUCCAGUGAUCAGGAAGCCCCCAAAGACAUACAGAACCUGUCUCAGAUGACUCUGACGGUGGAGGGCCCCACCUCUGUCUUUAAGAACUACAUGCUGAUCCUCCAUACCUCUAAGGAAGAGGCGAGCAAGGCACGAGUCUACUUGUCCCAGAAAGGCACCACCACUUGUACCUAUGAACUGGUAAUCGGACCUGGCAAGCCUGUUCAUGUCCUGGCUCCCUUUGAGAACCGAGGGAAAGAGACCUUCUACAUUGAAGCCAUAGAGUUCCCGUCUGCCAGUUUCGCAGGCCUGAUUUCCUUCUCCAUAUCCCUAGUGGAAAAGUCUCAUGACAAGUCAAUCCCGGAGAUGCCGCUAUACAAAGACACAGUGAUGUUCCGGGUUGCGCCUUACAUCUUCACUCCCAGCACCCAGAUGCCUCUCGAGGUUUACCUGUGCAGGGAGAUGCAGCUGCAGGGUUUUGUGGACACAGUGACGAGGCUGAGUGAGAAGAUCAGUGUUCAGGUGGCUUCUGUCUACGAGGACCCCAGCCGUCAGGGCAGAUGGCUCCAGGAUGAGAUGGCUUUCUGCUAUACUCAGGCUCCCCACAAGACAGUGUCCUUGAUUCUCGACACACCCCGGGUUUCCAAGCUGGAGGAUUUCCCCAUGAAAUACUCACUGAGUCCUGGUGUUGGCUACCUGACCUACAAAACUGAGGACCACGGAGUGGCUAGCCUGGAUUCCAUCGGGAACAUGAUAGUAUCCCCACCGGUCAAGGCUCAAGGCAAAGAUUACCCUCUAGGCAGGGUCCUCAUUGGUGGCAGCUUUUACCCCAGCUCCGAAGGCAGAGACAUGAGCAAGGCCUUGCGAGACUUCGUGUGUGCCCAGCAGGUGCAGGCCCCUGUGGAGCUCUUCUCAGACUGGCUGAUGACCGGCCACGUGGAUGAGUUCAUGUGCUUUGUCCCUGUAAAGGACAAAAACAAUGACGGGAAGGGUUUCCGCCUCCUGAUGGCCAGCCCCAGUGCCUGCUAUGAGCUGUUUGAACAGAAGCAGAAGGAAGGCUUUGGGGAUGUGACCCUGUUUGAAGAUGUCAGAGCAGAACAGCUCCUUUCUAAUGGGAGGGAGGCCAGAACCAUCUCCCAAAUCCUGGCUGAUCAGAACUUGCGAAAGCAGAAUGACUACGUGGAGAAAUGCAUUAGCCUGAACCGUACCCUCCUCAAGAAGGAGCUGGGCCUGAUGGAGAAGGACAUCAUUGCCAUCCCACAGCUCUUCUGCCUGGAGCUGCUGACCAACGUCCCCUCCAACCAACAGACCACAAAACUCUUCGCAAGACCGUACUUCCCUGACAUGCUGCAGAUGAUCGUGUUGGACAAGAAUCUAGGGAUUCCCAAGCCCUUUGGGCCCCAAAUCAAGGGCACCUGCUGCCUGGAAGAGAAAGUCUGCAACUUACUGGAGCCCCUGGGUCUCAAGUGCACCUUCAUCGAUGACUUUGACUGCUACCUGACCAAUAUGGGAGACAGCUGUGCCUGUGUUAUCAUCCACCGGGUGCCAUUUGCAUUCAAGUGGUGGAAGAUGGUUCCUUAG